GUUUACUUAUUAUAUUGAGAAAACUUUUCACCGCAGCCUGAUCCUCCUCCUUGUUUGUCCUCUCAGACAGUACGGCCGUACUUGUGAGCCUCGGCAGAGAGAUGGAGAUGGAGCAUUUCGACGAGCGGGACAAAAGUCAGAGACACAGCCGGUCCAGUGCGAAGAUGAACGGGGUGGCGAGUCCUACACACAGCGCCUACUGCAGCCUGUACCGGACCAGGACCUUGAAGACUCUGACCACGGAGAAGAGAGCCAAGAAGGUCCGCUUCUACCGCAACGGAGACCGGUACUUCAACGGGAUAGUAUACGCCAUCUCCACAGACAGGUUCCGGACCUUUGACGCACUGCUGGCGGACCUGACCCGCUCCCUGUCCGACAAUGUCAACCUGCCGCAGGGCGUCCGGACCAUCUACACCAUGGAUGGCUGCAAGAAGAUCACAAGUAUUGAGCAGCUGGUAGAAGGUGACAGCUAUGUGUGCAGCUCCAUCGAAGCUUACAAAAAGUUGGAUUACACGAAAAACGUGAACCCCAACUGGUCGGUGAAUGUCAAGGCCUCGGCUGCAUCCUCCCGCGGGCCCCCCUCCCUGGGCAGCGCCAAUGCCGGGGCCCCCGAGAGCCGCGAAAUCAAGGACUUCAUACGUCCAAAGCUUGUGACAGUGGUGAGGAGCGGAGUGAAGCCCCGCAAAGCUGUGAGGAUCCUGCUGAACAAGAAAACAGCCCAUUCCUACGAACAAGUCCUGACCGACAUCACUGAUGCCAUCAAGCUUGAUUCUGGAGUGGUGAAGAAGAUCUUCACACUGGAGGGCAAACUGGUGUCGUGUCUGCAAGACUUCUUUGGUGAUGAGGACGUUUUUGUUGCGUGUGGACCGGAAAAGUUCCGCUACCAAGAUGACCUGAUGUUGGACGAGAGUGAGUGUCGUAUGAUGAAGGCUGUGAACUAUGGGAAGGUGUCUGGCUCUCUGAGCCGAGGCUCCCCCAGGACUGUCAUCCAAUCGCAAUGCAGCAAGUCCCCUGCAUCUGUGAAUGGGACGCCGGCCAGUCAGCUGUCCACUCCUCAUUCGGGAAAAUCUCCCAGCCCCUCCCCGACCAGCCCAGGCAGCCUCAGCCAACGCCGGGGGUCCCAGGGUUCUUCCACCUCUCUGUCUUCCACUAAAGUUUCUAGCUCAGUGGAAGACGGGGAUGGACCUGUCACUGAAGCUGAUGUUCCAGUCGAUGAGGUUCCAGCAGUGCCGUCCUACAUAUCGGACCGAUACAAGGUGGGACGCAUGUUAGGCGAUGGAAACUUUGCAGUCGUCCGGGAAUGUGUGGAGCACUCCACAGGACGGGAGUAUGCUCUGAAGAUCAUCAACAAGGGCAAAUGCAGAGGCAAGGAGCACAUGAUCCAGAACGAGGUGGCCAUCCUCCGCAGGGUUAAACAUCCAAAUAUUGUCCUGCUCAUAGAGGAGAUGGACACUUACAGCGAGCUCUAUCUGGUCAUGGAGCUGGUCAAGGGGGGAGAUCUGUUUGAUGCCAUCACCUCCGCCAACAGGUACACAGAGAGAGAUGCUAGCGGCAUGCUCUACAAUCUGGCCAACGCCAUCAAAUACCUCCACAGCCUGAACAUUGUGCACAGAGACAUCAAACCAGAAAACCUGUUGGUGUAUGAACAUGCAGACGGCAGCAAAAGCCUGAAACUGGGAGACUUUGGAUUGGCGACUGUGGUGGACGGACCUCUCUACACUGUCUGCGGGACCCCGACAUAUGUAGCACCUGAAAUCAUCGCAGAAACAGGGUAUGGCCUUAAGGUGGACAUCUGGGCAGCUGGAGUCAUCACCUACAUCCUGCUUUGUGGUUUCCCACCUUUUAGAGGGAGCAGUGACGAUCAGGAAGUGCUUUUUGAUCAGAUACUAAUGGGACAGCUAGAAUUUCCUCUACCGUACUGGGACAACGUGUCAGAGACUGCCAAGGAACUGAUUCGAUCCAUGCUGGAAGUGGAAGUGGAUCAGAGAUACACUGCCCUCCAGGUGCUAGAACACCCUUGGGUCACUGAUGAGGGUCUAUGUGAGAAUGAUCAUCAGUUGUCAGUAGCAGGGAAGAUAAAGAAGCAUUUCAACACCAGUCCGAAGGUCAAUGACACCACUGCAGGAGUGUCAGUUAUUUCUUUGGACGACAGUUUUUCUAUGCAGAGAUCUGGGUCGUUGGAUUUCUACCAGCACCCGGCCAUGUACUGGAUAAGGCCACCCCUCUUGAUAAGGAGGGGCAGGUUCUCAGACGAGGACGCCACCCGAAUGUGAAGCCACUGCCUUUGCAGAUGAUGCUGACAAUGACAACAGUAACGACAUCAACAACGAAAACACUAUGGGCGGAGCCUCCCAGUUGCCUCCCUGGCCUGCCCAUGGCCCCUCCCUCUCUGACCCCUGACACUUGCUCUGACCCUUCCCCGAACCCCAGCCUCCCAUCUGACUCUGAUGACAU
Molecule: messenger RNA, 2454 nt
Organism: Perca flavescens (yellow perch)
Lineage: Eukaryota; Metazoa; Chordata; Actinopteri; Perciformes; Percidae
Gene: dclk1a
Product: doublecortin-like kinase 1a
Exons: 16
Coding region: 102-2273 (723 amino acids)
Biological process (GO): intracellular signal transduction; protein phosphorylation
Molecular function (GO): ATP binding; protein kinase activity
Source: RefSeq, a predicted model, not a curated record